This is a messenger RNA of Puccinia triticina, 3930 nucleotides long. RefSeq lists its product as uncharacterized. Lineage: Eukaryota; Fungi; Basidiomycota; Pucciniomycetes; Pucciniales; Pucciniaceae. The transcript is spliced from 12 exons. Gene Ontology annotation, molecular function: Glc3Man9GlcNAc2 oligosaccharide glucosidase activity. Bases 1 to 3930 code for a protein of 1309 amino acids. Gene Ontology annotation, biological process: protein N-linked glycosylation; oligosaccharide metabolic process. The record is from RefSeq and is a predicted model, not a curated record. Gene Ontology annotation, cellular component: endoplasmic reticulum membrane.
AUGUCCCGCCAGCCUCCGUCAGAUAAGCUUCAAAACCCCCCCCAAGCGCUACCGGCCCAUGAGUCGACUCGCGUCCGGGAAGAUUCCCCGGGUACUCCGAGGGCCAUCGGGGACUGGAUUACCACCACCUCCAAUCACGCCCAGCCGUCUUCGCUUGCCGAUCGCCUGUUACGUCAUCAGCCCCAGCCAUCCUUAUCGUCCUCCGGCUCGGCGGAGCUAGCUGACUUGAACCACGCCAGCACCGGCCCAAGUCAUACUACCAAUCCUAAACCAUCCAGCGCUCACUCCAAGUCACUCUGGUCAUCCUUGGUCGACCCUGAAGAGUCUGAUCAGGAAAACUCGCUCGACCUUGCGACCCCCCGCGGUAACCGUGCAUACUCAAGCCGAUCGCUCAGUCAACAGAGCAAUAGCAGUCAAUCCACCUCGCACGGUAACUCGCUUAAUAGGCCCUUCGAUUCAUCUGUUUCUCUCGACACUCUCUUUGGCGUUCCGACUACCAAGCUCAGGCAUAAUCCCAUGUCUCGCCCCACCAAGGUCGACAUGCCGCCGGCGGCCCAGUUUGGCGCCGAUCCUGACCCUUCAGCGAAUGGCCAAUCUCAACCCACGCGGAGUUCGGUGAUUCGUGACUUCUCAAAGUUUUGCCCGUUCCCUACCCCCGGUUUGAAGGAGAAGAAAUACUUCCCCGAUUACAAAUCUGUGGAAGAGCAACGGCUCGAGGAGGAUGCUCAGAAACGUAGACAUUGGAAGAGAUGGGGUCCCUACCUCUCCGAACGUCAAUGGGCCACCGUGAGAGAAGAUUAUAGCGCCAAUGGUGAUGCCUGGACUCACUUCCCGCAUGAACACGCCCGCAGUCGAGCCUACAGAUGGGGCGAAGAUGGCCUGGGCGGUAUCUCUGAUAACCAUGGGCGUCUCGCUCUCUCUUUUGCUCUCUGGAAUGAGAAAGAUCCUAUCUUGAAAGAGCGAUUGUUUGGCGUGACAGGUCAUCAGGGUAAUCACGGCGAAGACGUCAAGGAGAUCUACUACUAUCUAGACUGCUCCCCGACCCAUUCUUACAUGAAGUAUUUGUACAAAUAUCCUCAGCGCGAGUUUCCUUACAAAAAACUUGUUGAUGAGUCCAUGAACCGUAGUCGUGAUGUGUCCGAGUUUGAGAUUUUGGAGACGGAUGCAUUUGAUGAUAACAGAUAUUGGGAUGUCUAUGUUGAGUAUGCCAAAGACGAAGAUAAUGAAAACGGCAUUUCUGUUCGAAUCGCUGCCUACAACCGUGGACCGGACCCGGCGACUCUACACAUAGUUCCUCAAGUGUGGUUCAGAAACACUUGGUCUUGGCCCAAGGAGAGGCCAACCGGAGAGCAGAUGCCGUCCAUGAAGGAGUCCACCACCCAGAAAGGCUCCGAUUCGUCGCCUUUCACCGUCGACAUCCAUCAUCCGGGGCUGGGCGACAAAUUCCAUUUCUACGCCAACCCUAGUCCGGCACCCGCCUCCGCGCCAAUUCGAGGGCAAGAGGUAAUUGAAACGGAAGACAUUGUUUGUCCCGAGUUACUCUUCACAGAAAACGAAAGCAACUUCGAGCGUUUGUAUGGAGGCCAAAACCGAUCGUUUGCGAAAGACGCUUUUCACGACCACAUCAUCCCGUCCCAUCGUCCCUUAUCUGAUCGCCCAAAAGUUAAGAAAGUCAAGAAACAGCGUACCGCAGCUCCCGAAGACGUUUCUUCAGCAGGCAGUGGCUAUCUUCCGCAGGUGGCCAGUGCUGUGGCUGACAACUUGUCGAAAGUCAUGCCAUCGUUGAAUUUGGCCGGCGAGGAGGAAAUGGAAGAGGAGGAAAUCGUGGAAGAGCCGUAUACUCCCCGACAAUAUGUGAAUCCUGAAAAAAACGGUACGAAAGCCGGCGCGCAUUACGUCUUUAAAGACGUUCCUCCACACGGGGGAUGCGCGGUAGUUAGAUUCAAGUUAACAAACCAAACGCUUGCCCAAGAUCCGUCGAUUUCUGAUGAGGAGAAGUUUGAUCAGCACUUGGAAGACCGUCGACAGGAUGCGGAUGAAUUCUUUGCUAGACUCAACCCGGGCGAAGGUUCGGUCAACGGGUUAAGCGAGGAUUUACGAAACAUCAUGCGACAAGCUUUGGCCGGAAUGUUAUGGACGAAGCAGUUCUAUUACUUCGUCCAACGCGAAUGGAUCGCUGGUGACCCGGGCCAACCUCCCCCACCACCCGAGCGUAAAUACAUUCGAAACCGAGAGUGGAAGCAUAUGUAUAUCGAAGACAUCCUGUCCAUGCCUGAUAAAUGGGAGUAUCCGUUUUUUGCAGCAUGGGACACCGCCUUUCACUGCAUUCCGCUGGCCAUGGUCGAUCCGGCUUACGCUAAAAAUCAGUUAGACAUCAUGACUCGGGAAUGGUACAUGAAACCUGACGGUGCUUUACCGGCCUACGAAUGGAACUUCAGCGAUGUCAAUCCUCCAGUUCACGCUUGGGCAACUUUUCGAGUUUUCAAAAUUGAAAGAAAGAUGUAUGGGAGAGAAGAUUUGCCAUUCUUAGAAAGAGUCUUCCAAAAGUUGUUGUUAAACUUCACCUGGUGGGUCAACCGAAAGGAUGCCAGUGGACAAAACGUGUUCGAGGGUGGCUUCCUAGGUUUAGAUAACAUUGGGCUUUUCAAUCGCUCGGAGCCAUUACCUACUGGUGGCCACCUACGUCAAGCGGAUGGAACGGCUUGGAUGGCGUUUUUCGCCCUCAACAUGCUCAACAUGGCUCUCGAGCUUGCCAAACACAAUCCCGUAUACGAAGACAUUGCCUCCAAAUUCUUCGAGCAUUUCUUGUUCAUCUCUGAGGCGAUGACUUUUGGGGACCCAAAUGAUGAGCAAUCCAGUCUUUGGAAUGAUGACGACGGCUUUUACUAUGAUGCGAUCAGCUGGGGAGUUGGUAAUUCGACACAACUACCUGUUCGGUCCUUAGUUGGCUUAAUUCCUCUCUACGCCACUUUGACUCUCGAGCCAGGGGUGCUGAAGCGCUUCCCAGGAUUCAAGAAGAGAAUGGAUUGGUUUAUUGAAAACCGUCCUGAAUUAGCUACCAAGGGCAUCAUUGCUAACAUGCGCGGGGUUGGUAAACAUGAACGUAAGCUGCUGGCUCUGGCCAAUGAGGACCGGUUGAAACGAAUUUUGGAACGAAUGUUGGACGAGUCUGAGUUUCUCAGUGCUUAUGGAAUCCGAUCGCUCUCAUUGUACCAUAAGGAGAACCCUUACAAGAUGCACGUGAACGGAGAAGAGUUCAGCGUAGACUACUGGCCUGCUGAUUCGAAGAGUGGAAUGUUCGGUGGAAAUUCGAAUUGGAGAGGGCCGAUUUGGUUGGCCACCACAUUCCUGCUCAUCGAGAGUCUCCAAAGGUUCUAUCAAUACCAUGGGACCAACCUUAAAGUUGAAUGUCCUAAGGGCAGUGGUGAUAUGCUCAACUUGGCCGCUGUAGCCGAUGAAAUCCAGCAUCGAAUUAUCCAUAUUUUCGCACGUGACGCGGAAGGUAGGAGAGCUUGCAACGGAGGCUUGGACAGACUUGACAAGGAUCCCUUUUUCCGUAACCACGUGUUUUUCCAUGAAUUCUUUCACGCUGAUACGGGCAAGGGUCUUGGCGCCUCCCACCAGACCGGAUGGACAGGAUUAGUGGCCUGGAUGAUCUUCCAAACGGGUAGCACUGCCCGUCUUCCAAGGACUCCACGAACCCCCCGCUCCUCGGCCGACCACUAUUUCGCUGAAAGCGUCCCACCUACUCCCGGCGAGUCUGAACACAGCUAUGACGAAGCUAGCGGCGGUGCCGGCUCGAAGACUGUCACCGAGGUCAUGGGCGCUGAGUUGUCCCCAGACGAGGUAAGCUACUCCCCCCAUAAUACUAGCCUCGGCUUCGAUUUCGUAUUGUUCUUCUAUGUACUCUUGAUGUACUUGAUCAGCUAA